AUGAGUCAGAAGUUACAAUGGGUCACAGCCUCAGCUGUGUUUUCUUUGGCACUGCCAGAUAUUUGGUCCAAAAGGAAUCUGGGCGAUGGUGGAGGAAGCAAAGAAAGUUUGAUAAAACGUUAUCGCAUUCAGAGUGAACAGUUUGAAGAUCUUUGGCUCAUAACAAAUGAGCUUAUUCUCCGCCUUAAGGAAUAUUUUGGAAAACAGGGAAUCAAAGAUUUCUCAUGUUCUUUUUCUGGAUGUAUGCCCCUUCAAGAAUAUUUUGAGCUGAUUGAUCAUCAUUUUGAGCUGAGGAUAAAUGGUGAAAAAUUAGAAGAACUCUUAUCUGAAAGAGCUGUACAAUUCCGAGCCAUCCAACGCCGGCUAUUAACAAGAUUCAAAGAUAAAACACCUGCCCCUCUUCAACACCUGGACACCUUGCUAGAUGGAACUUACAAGCAGCAAGCCACUGAUGUUGAAGUUGGAAGUGACCUUGUCCCUUCCAUCACCGUGAAGUCACCAGGAGUUGUUGAUGUUACACUGAAGAAUCGAGUGGUAUUGCAGAAAGCCAAAUUAUCAGUCUAUGUGCAACCACCCUUAGUGUUGACUUGUGAUCAGUUCAUCUUUGAAUUUAUUGAACCAGAGAUGACCAGCACAGUAGCCUUUUCUGUUUAUCUGAAAAGAAAUUACACACCAUCUGAAUUGGAAGGAAAUGCUGUUGUUUCUUAUUCCAAAUCAACAGGUAAACAUUCAGUGGCUCAUAAAUGUAAAAGCCUAAUUAUUCCUUUAAAUAAUUAG
Messenger RNA from Castor canadensis (American beaver), 777 nucleotides. The record is from RefSeq and is a predicted model, not a curated record. NCBI's taxonomy places the organism in Eukaryota, Metazoa, Chordata, Mammalia, Rodentia, Castoridae.